This is a messenger RNA of Acytostelium subglobosum LB1, 2340 nucleotides long. RefSeq lists its product as hypothetical. Gene Ontology annotation, molecular function: DNA ligase (NAD+) activity. Gene Ontology annotation, biological process: DNA replication; DNA repair. NCBI's taxonomy places the organism in Eukaryota, Evosea, Eumycetozoa, Acytosteliales, Acytosteliaceae. The annotation marks the transcript as partial. The transcript has a single exon. The record is from RefSeq and is a predicted model, not a curated record.
UCAACAUCAUGUGUUGCACCUCAUCUAUCUCUAACAUCAUUAUCAACAACAACAUACUCUGGUAUUAGAUCAAUAUCAUCUCGAUCAUCACCAUCAUCAUCAACAUCAACAUCAAGGAAUCCACAAGAAGAGAAGGAUGCAAAAGAGAUAAAAGAUAUACAACAUGAUAUAAAGAGAUAUAAUGAUUCAUAUUAUAACAAGUCUGAAUCAUUAGUAAGUGAUUAUGAGUAUGAUAUUGUAUUUCAGAGAUUAGAAGCAUUGGAACAUUCAUUCCAUACACGUUAUCCACAUUCUUCGUUGUUAUCUGGCAAUAAUGCAUCACCUUUGGAACAAGUUGGCGCCACACCAGACAAAUCAGUGCCACUGGAGAACAAGGUGGCGCAUAGAGUCCGCAUGCUCAGUCUAAAGAACAUUCACACACAAGAGGAGUUGAACGCGUUUGAACAACGAUGUCGCGAAGCUUGGGUCAGGGAGGCUGACGCUGGUAACUUUGUGCUCGAACUCAAGUAUGAUGGCAUUGGACUCAGUGUCAUCUACAACAAGGGUGUGCUGGCACAAGUGAUCACGCGAGGCGAUGGCGACCAAGGAGAGGAUGUGACGGCCAACGCCCGAGCAUUCAUCAACACUGGAUUGCCGGCACGCAUUGACUGCCUUGACGAACAUGUUGAGGUCAGAGGCGAGGUCGUGUUGUCCAAGCGUCAACUGUCAUUGAUCAAUGAACAGCGCGUACUCAAUGGCGACUACGAGUACAAGAACACUCGAAACGUCGUCUCUGGCAUGCUGCGAUCAGAGUCCAUCUUGAAGGAGGCCAACAAAUCAAGCAGUUUGAUCAAGUUGGACUUCUUUGCCUAUCAACUUGUUGGUGUGUCUGGUGCCUCAGACUCGUCCACCGCCACACACUUUGGAAACCUUGGACUAAUGAAGGGACUGGGCUUCCAGCCCGACCCCAACGCGAUACAAGCAACUUCAUUGAGUGACCCCUCUGUCGUAUCAUUUAUCGACAAAUGGAGCAAACAACGAACGGAUUACACAUGGGACACUGAUGGUGUUGUGAUCAAAGUCAACAGCAUUGCCAAUCAAAGAGAGUUAGGCGAAGCCAAUCGCGCACCAAGAUGGGCCAUCGCGUAUAAGUUUGGAGCGCCCAGCCACACGACAACUGUGCGCGACAUCAUCAUGCAGGUUGGGCGCUCGGGCAAGAUGACGCCUGUUGCAAUAUUCGACCCGGUGACCAUCCACGGUGCAUUGAUCUCGCGAGCAACAAUGAACAAUCUGGCAUUCGUUCAACGAAUGAACAUACGUAUUGGCGACCAAGUGAUUGUUGAACGAGCCGGCGAUGUCAUACCCAAGAUCGUUGGAGUUGCCACCAUGGACGCAGAGAGGAAGCAACAAGUGAUGUCUGAUCAAGAGUUGCGAGACAUGCUCAACAAGGGCGAGUCGGGUGGAGCUAUCGCUGAGAACAUCCUCUGUCCGUGUGGCAGGAAGUCGGCAGUCAUUCAGCCCGAUGGCCAUGUUGAUCAUUAUUGUGUUGACGCAUUAGCAGGUCGUUGUGCGGACCAGGUUCGCGCAGGCAUCGCUUGGUUCGUAAGCAAGGGCGCCAUGGAUAUAUCCGGCGUGGGUCCGGCACAAGUCGACGCACUUCUAGAUGCAAACCUUAUCGAGGACAUUGGAGACCUGUACAACCUUCACGAGAAGCGUGGAGACCUUAUGAAGCUCGAAGGAUUCAGUGACAAGAAGGUGGACAACAUGCUCAAAGCCAUUGAGAAGAGCAAGAGCAAACCAUUUGCAUCGCUUGUAUGUGGCCUGGGCAUCCCGGGUGUGGGCACAUCUCUCAGCAAAGAACUGGCCAAGCGAUUCAAAUCAUUGGAUAGUCUGUCUGCUGCACCCUUGUCAGACAUUGAAGCAGGACAACUUGGACCCAACAUAUCCUAUGAGAUACACAACUUCUUCCAUCCAACCGAUCCAAUCACUCAAUCUCGAAUCACAAGACUCAUUGAGAAGUUGUUGAGAUCAGAUGUUGCCGGGGUGUCAGUGGAUACCACAAGUAACCAAACAUCAGGUACAUCUACAACGACGACGACGACGACAUUGGAUACAACACAAGCACUUUUGUUUAGUGGCAAGAAUGUAGUUAUAAGUGGAACAUUCAUUAGUGGGACGAGGGAUGAUGUCAAGACGUUGGUGGAACAAAAGUUGGGAGGCAAAGUUCAGGCUGGUGUACGAUCAAAUACCAAUGUACUACUGAUUGGAAAGAAUGCCGCAGAGAGUAAGAUAUCCAAGGCCAAAGAGUUGAAUGUCAGCAUUGUCAACGAGUCUGAUGUCUUACCAUUUUUAAUAAAUAAA